Messenger RNA from Nannizzia gypsea CBS 118893, 1272 nucleotides. RefSeq names its product actin-2. Gene Ontology annotation, biological process: Arp2/3 complex-mediated actin nucleation. The transcript is spliced from 4 exons. The record is from RefSeq and is a predicted model, not a curated record. Gene Ontology annotation, molecular function: actin filament binding. Gene Ontology annotation, cellular component: actin cortical patch; Arp2/3 protein complex. Lineage: Eukaryota; Fungi; Ascomycota; Eurotiomycetes; Onygenales; Arthrodermataceae. The coding region runs from base 1 to 1272 and encodes 423 amino acids.
AUGGCAGCACAAACACCAGCCGUUGUCAUGGACAAUGGCACAGGCUACUCCAAGCUCGGAUUCGCCGGCAACGACUCUCCGUCCUUCGUCUUUCCUACCGCCAUAGCUACAAAAUCUGGUGCAGGAGCUGCCCCUGGGGCUGGCGCCGGUCGGCCGCCAGUCGCAAACAAGCCCUCCUUCUUGACCGGCGGCGCGGGGCCAUCUUCUUCGCUCGCCUCAAAGCGUGGAACGGAGGACUUGGACUACUUCAUUGGAGAUGAAGCCCUUACCGCAAGUUCUGGCCCAGGCUACGGCAUCCAUUAUCCCAUCAGACAUGGGCAGAUUGAAAAUUGGGACCAUAUGGAGAGAUUCUGGUCCAACUCCAUCUUCAAGUACCUCAGGGUCGAGCCGGAGGAACACUACUUCCUAUUAACAGAGCCCCCAUUGAACCCGCCGGAGAACCGAGAAAACACCGCCGAAAUCUUCUUCGAAUCGUUUAACUGUGCGGGUCUAUAUAUUGCAGUUCAAGCUGUCCUUGCCCUGGCAGCUUCCUGGACGUCUUCGAAGGUUACAGACAGAUCACUCACAGGUACUGUUAUUGACUCUGGUGACGGUGUCACACACGUUAUUCCUGUUGCCGAGGGAUACGUUAUUGGUUCUUCUAUAAAGAGCAUCCCAAUCGCCGGUCGCGAUAUCACCUACUUCGUUCAGAACCUCUUGCGAGAUCGACACGAACCAGACAGCUCGCUGAAAACUGCAGAGAAGAUCAAGGAGGAAUACUGCUAUGUUUGCCCAGAUAUUGUCAAGGAAUUUGCUCGGUACGAUAGGGAGCCAGACCGAUUCCUCAAGCACACUGUCACAUCUCCCAACGGAAGGACUGUUUCCAUAGACGUUGGUUACGAACGAUUUUUGGCUCCAGAGAUUUUCUUCAACCCCGAGAUUUACUCCUCCGAUUUCCUCACACCACUACCCACUGUUGUCGAUGGUGUUAUUCAGUCUUCUCCUAUUGAUGUUCGACGUGGACUCUACAAGAAUAUCGUGCUGUCUGGCGGUUCUACUCUUUACAAGGAUUUUGGCCGUCGGUUGCAACGUGACAUUAGGCAUUUGGUAGAUGCCAGAAUCCGUGCUUCUGAAGCCCGCAGCGGAGGAGCAAGGAGUGGUGGUUUGGAAGUCCAAGUUAUUACUCAUAAGAGACAACGUCACGGUCCAUGGUUCGGUGGAAGUUUGCUUGGACAAACUCCUGAAUUCCGCAGCUACUGUCACACUAAGGCAAGUAUUCUCUCAUCCAAUUAA